Messenger RNA from Tarenaya hassleriana, 2089 nucleotides. RefSeq names its product chromo domain-containing protein LHP1-like. Lineage: Eukaryota; Viridiplantae; Streptophyta; Magnoliopsida; Brassicales; Cleomaceae. The record is from RefSeq and is a predicted model, not a curated record. Gene Ontology annotation, cellular component: nucleus. Gene Ontology annotation, biological process: heterochromatin formation. The transcript is spliced from 6 exons. The coding region runs from base 222 to 1490 and encodes 422 amino acids.
AAAAGCUGGUCGUGAGAGGUCGGGUCAGGUCGUCUUCCUGCAAGCAAACCCGUCCAAAAGAAACCUCAACAAUCGGAAGAAAUUCUCCAUCUUUUUUCAAUUGCUCAGAAAAAAGGGAACACUUUAGCUUUUUUCUGAAGAAGAAUAAGACCGAGGAGAAGAAACCCCGAUUACCGGAGACACCUGGAGUUUCAUUCGGGUUUCGACCCGAAUACCCGGAAAUGAAGGUAGGUGGGAAGAAGAAGACCCAGAUGGCUAACGACGCCGUUGAGGCGGAUACGGCAGAGAGUAACGGCGGGGAGAGUUCGAAGAGGGCCUUCACCGGCGCCGGCGACGACGGCGGAGGAGGAUGUGACGGUGGGGAGUCGGCUCUCCGCGAGGUGGGUGAUGAUGUGCAUAACAAGGACUGGGAAGAAGUAGGGGACGGAGAAGAAGAUGAUGGUGGAGAAGAGGAGAGGCCAAAGCUAGACGAAGGGUUCUUCGAAAUCGAAGCCAUUCGUCGUAAGAGAGUUAGAAAAGGCAAGCUCCAGUAUCUUGUCAAAUGGCGUGGAUGGCCCGAAGCUGCGAACACUUGGGAGCCUUUGGAGAACCUGCAAUCUUGCUCCGAUUUUAUCGAUGCAUUUGAGGACAGUUUUCGACCAGGAAAGCAUGGCAGGAAGCGGAAACGCAAAUCUGGAGGUUUUCUUUCUCACACAAAGAAGAAGCAGCCACGUUCAAUGUCUGCUUCUCAUGAUGCUACCGGUGCUCUAACUGUUGCCUUUGGAAAAUCUCCAUCUUCUACAUCUCCAAGCAUCUCUACCUUUCCAACUGACCUCAAUGGUUCGACUAAAAAAAGGGGCCGGCCAGUGAAAAAGACUUGCCUUGACAACCAGGUUGAUGGAAAGAGAGGUAGUGCAGGUGGAGACCAAGUCAAUUCGGAGAAAGAAUAUGAUCCCACACUUAACGAGCUUAGAGGACCAGUUUCUCGUAGUGAGGUCUAUUCAUUCAAUAACUCUGUGGAAUGUUCCCAUGGCGGUAUUGGCUCUGAAGGUGAUGCUCCAACCAAUGGCCUUCUUAAGGCUUGUUCUAAGGAGGUUGAUAAGAGCAAUCAGUGCAUAGGGGCCAAGCGAAGAAAGUCUGGUUCAGUGAAAAGAUUUAAACAGGAUGCCACUACGAGUAACCCUACUAUAAAUCCGGAUCUCACCCGUGAUUUGAUUACGUUAGACUCUUUUGGUGCAGUCUCGAGGUUAGGGACUGAGUAUCCUGGUAUGAUGGAAAAUGGGUUGUCCCAGAAAAGCAAGACGGAGGAGUUGAAUAUCACAAAGAUCCUUAAGCCCAUAAGCUUUUCGGCUUCCAUAUCAGACAACAUUCAGGACGGGCUGGUGACCUUCAUGGCACUGAGGGCUGAUGGGAAAGAAGUGAUGGUGGACAACAGAUUUCUCAAGGCUCACAACCCUCUUCUGUUGAUCGACUUCUAUGAGCAACAUCUCAAGUACAAUCCUACUUCUUGAUUCAGCCAUAAAUUUACAGGGCAAAAAAAAAAAAAGGGUAAGAAUUGUCUGUACACAGCAUUGUAAUUCUGUAGGCAGACAAGAUUAGUUUGCUUUGUUUUUUUCUCAAGAAGCGGUUUGUAGGGUAGGUUUCGAUAGCACAGUGUCUAACGAGGUUCUUAAGAUGGGCUUAUCCGUAGAUGUUAUCAAUCGUUUCAUCGUCGAGGUUUGUGGAGAUUUGUUGAACUACUUGUUCAAAGAGAAGGAAGUCUGUGAAGGGAUCGAGGGGGAGGAACAGUAGUAGGAUAGGUUUAGUUCCUCCAGAUAUGGAACUUCCACAAGAAAGGUCCCAUUUGAGAAUCCCAAGGACAUUGGCUUUCAGAUGUUCCACCUGGUUCUUUUUCCAUCUCCAACUCCAACUGGGUUCUCUGUAAAAGAAUCUGUUAAACGCUUUAGAUGUAACACGUUUCUCUGCAGUGUUGAGUUUUGUAACGACUUCCUCCUCCCAUCUUUGGGGGUCCAUGUUUUAGAUUGUGGAAACUCUGUUCCAUGAAUGCUCUGUUUGAGCCAUACAUGCAUUAAUACCAUAGAAAGAGACAUUGAUGUCCUGUCUCUCAUUA